Molecule: messenger RNA, 1040 nt
Organism: Parastagonospora nodorum SN15
Lineage: Eukaryota; Fungi; Ascomycota; Dothideomycetes; Pleosporales; Phaeosphaeriaceae
Exons: 1
Coding region: 93-1040 (315 amino acids)
Molecular function (GO): protein binding
Source: RefSeq, a predicted model, not a curated record
AGGGCCGACUUAUCCCAAAGUAGCACAUCAGAUGAGCUGCAAGACACUACUGAAAUCCGAGAUUCAGGCAUCCCGCUGACUCCACUUUCGGCAUGCCCGUCCCAGGUAUCCACUUUGCCGAAGACGAAGAAGAUGAGUCUACCACAGAGGACGCUCUAUCACCUCUCCAACUUGCUGCAUGGCAAGGCGACCUCGUUUCCGCCUCUACACUCUUGGGAGAAGGUGCCGAUCCCAACGAGGAGCCCCGAGGGUGGUACGGCAAGACAGCUCUACAGGCAGCAGCUCUCCAAGGCCAUGUCGAGAUUGCGAAGCUUCUCUUGGAAGCGGGAGCCAGCGUCGAUGCACCCGGCGGGAACAAUGGGGGUCGUGCAGCGCUCGCACUCGCUGCUUGGGCUGGUCAUGAUGCAGCCGUGGAACUGUUACUCGACUCUGGCGCAGAUGUGAACUUGCCACCGCAUAGGUAUACGGGCCGUACUCCACUACAAGCCGCGGCGGAAUUUGGAACCUUGAGUAUUGUUAAGAAGCUGGUGACGUUAGGCGCAAAGCUGGACGGUCCGGUGGCUCAUAACUUUGGUCGCACUCCUCUACAAGCUGCGGCGGAGAAUGGACAUGAGGAUGUUGUCGCCUUUUUGCUGGAGUGUGGCGCAAGCGUGAACUUCCCACCUUGCCGUGACAAAGGCAUCACAGCACUUCAAGGUGCUGCAGCUUCUGGAUACGCGCAGCUAGUCCGACGGCUGCUCGAGGCCGGAGCAAAUGUCAAUGCAGAAAGUAGCCGGUAUAUGGGUGGCGCGGCCCUGUGGCUGGCGGCCGGUGCGGGACAUGUCGAGGUGGUUGAGAUACUGCUUGAUGCUCGAGCGGAUGUGAAUGCACUAUCGGGGAACCAAGGGCAUCUGUGCACGGCGUUGCAGAAAGCGAAAUUGAACGGUAGAUCCGAGGUUGUCGAACUGUUGACAGAAAGGCAGAUGAUCCCCGGCGUAAGAGACGCACCUUGCUUGGUGUACGGGUCAGUCAAACUUCGUACAGAAAGCCGGACACAGUAG